UCACGCUAUCAGUGAGGGAGAAUUAAAGCCCGUGGAUAAAACACACAACGUCAGAAGAAGAAGAGGGGAGGAUAACAACAUACUGGCCUAACGGGGGGCCUAAGUGGAGACAUUAAAUACACGUAUUCUGGUAUGGACCGGUUUGCACUAUGAGCACGCGACAACGGGACCGGAGCGAGGAUGUGUCUUGACAUGAGAACAACAAGGCUCUAGCAUCUACAGCCGUGGAAAUAUGAGGAGGCAGGGGUGGACCGACCGGAAGACGGUUAAAUUAGCGAUUUAAGUGCUGCUUCUUUCUGGGUAUUUUGACGUUUCCUGGCUGCUCGUGCGCUGUCCCCCUGCACGAGACUCUUCUGGCCUCUGUAACGCUAUGUGGAAACGGACAUAUACUCUUUUUACACAAGAAAUGCAUCUCAGUGCUACGAAUAGGAAGAAAAACAGCAGGCGCUGAUGUUAUUAGUGAUCAGUUAUCAUGUAACGUUCACUGAAACCUGUAAAUUGGAGGUUCACAUGAUAUCCGCGUUGUUUCUAAUACAACCAUAUAUGUAAAUGAAAGCUCCAACAUCCACAGGAUUUGUCUCGCCUUUGACUCUUGCCUCAGGGUUUUACACGCUGUCGAUACUCGUCAACAGGCAUGUAAAUGUGCUCUCAAAGCCUCCUGUUUUCUUCAGCUGCUUCGCCCACAGAGACUUGCUAUGACAAGCCAGAAAGUCCUCAUAUAUCCCACUGUAAGUUGAUGAACUGGAAUAACUGGGCUCGGAGGUGGGAUCACAGAAAUAAGGAAAUGUCUCCCUAUGACAGCAGGAUCUAGGACUAUCUCCAGCACUGCAGCCAGAAACGGAGCAUUCCUCUGAGGUGUUUUUGUCUAAUAUUUUGCAGAACUUACAGCUGUGGCAACUUAAAGCAAAAACUCCCGCUUCCCUUCAUCCAGUUUACUCUAGUUUACAUGAGUGACCUUUUCUUCCCAUGUGGAGAGUGAACAUUUUGUAUAAGUGUAAAAACCCCUCCUUAAACAUGAGUUUUUGUUCAGUAAGAGAAGUGCAGCUGGGGUGUUUCAGUGGUAAACUUCCACAGCAGCUGUUACUCAGACUGAAAGAUGAGACUUUCGAUAUUAGCAUGCUUGUAGUUUUGCCAACACCCUUCCCAGGAUAUGCAACACAUUGAUUCCCUCCAGUUGCCGCAUUGUAAAUAACUCUGUGGAUGUAUUUUCUAUGACAAAAUCUAUGCCAGCAUUCAUCAUAAUCAGCUGUCUUCAUGGAUCGUCAUGUUAUUGCGGUUUCCUGGAUGUUUUUGUGCUUUCUUACUCCAUGUUUUGAUCCUUACAUUUUCCGGAGGUGUUCCCGUAGCUAAGGCAGGAGGAAGCAGGCAUGAGACUGCACAGACUGGGGAGAUGUGUCACUAGGAAUGUGGAAAGAAUUAUGAGGGGCACUACACAAGAUAUAGAGGAGAGUGUUAUGUGUUUAAAGUCUACAAGAGAGAGAAUAACCGAACUUUUUUGUGAGAAAAUUGCAUUUUCUCCUCUCUGAGACAUGCCUCUGAAUUGGAAUCAGUGCCUCAUGUGUCCAAUUACCAUUUGAUUUGAGAACUUUUCUCUUGUUGCACUGUGGGAUAUUGAUCAUGGUCUUCAUAUUUGACCACCUGCAAGUUGCGCACCCUUUUCUUUGACUCCCUGUUGCUUUGGCAUGCUCAGAUUUCGUUCACUGGAGGAAGUUCUUUCUAUUUAAAGUUAUCAAUAGGAAGUUGCACAUGACAAAGGUUGUUGUUGUGGCCCAAACAACCUCUUCAUUCAGUAUUUUUUCUUGAAUAGAACUGUGGAUCCCUUGUGAAGUUCUGCAUUCUAGCAAGAACCAAAACAAACAGACCCCCUCCCUUUUUGAGAGACUAAUUCCCUGUCGCCGUGGUGAUGGGGAGCUCAGCCUCGUCUCUCACUGCAGAGACAGAGUCCGACCAUGGCUUCCGCAGCACCCCGUACCCGUCCUCACCCCCUGUGGGCUGGCUCAGGAACAGCCACAGCAGUCCCGUGUGGGGCACCACCUUCAUCCCACGUCAGCAGCAGCACCCACUGCCUCACCGAGAGCGCAGCCACUCCCACUCUCCUGGCUCCAUGGCAGCAGCGGUGCGAGGCAGCGAGUGGUCAUGUGGACGCUGCACUUUCCUGAACGCCGGCGCUGCGCCUCGCUGCUCCAUCUGUGAGGCACCGCGCCAGAAACCGGACCUCAACCAGAUCCUGCGACUGAGCAGCACAGAGGAGCACCGAUGGGCCUGUCCCCGCUGCACGUUAAACAACCCGCAAGGAUCAGGAGCCUGCUCGGUUUGUGGCUUUGGACCAUCCCCUGCCACCCACACGCCUCCUACAACCACCAUCGCUGCCACUGCCAACGGACUCCCUCCUGUCCCAGUUGAACCCCCCACACCUGCAGUCACCCCAUCAGUUCUUCUCGAGCCACAUGGACAGCAUCCGGCUAAGGAGGAAGUGCUGCGGCGGUCUGAGAGUAAUGGCGAGGUAUGCGGCAUGGAGGAGCAGCACUCUGGGUGGGCCUGCCCUCGCUGCACACUUCACAACACCCCUGUGGCGUUAUCAUGCUCUGCCUGUGGUGGACCCAGGAAACUGUCUUUGCCUAAAAUCCCCCCCGAGGCACUUGUGGUGCCUGAGGUACGCACUCCUGUUCUGGGGUUUCCUGUCCACACAGCAGGGACUGCCCCUCUUCUCAUUGACCUUACAGAUGAUUCUCCCCCAGCUCCGCCCUGUGACCCCCAAGAGCCCCCUCACGUCCCCUCACAGACCCUCUCCUCCCCUUUCACUGCAUUUUCGUCCUCACUACAAAACAACCCUGUGCCCCGCAGCAGAAGAGAAGUCCCACCACCGGGGCGCCCACCCAACCCUGGGACCAACACUCCCAGUCCUACCUCCCCUUCAGCAGCCAGCGUGCCCCCCCAGCCCGGCCCACAGCGCCCAGCUAAGCCCAAACACGCCCAGCCCCAGGAACCAUCUUACCCCAGCAAGCGCCUCAGUAUCUUAGAGGAAGAAGAUUCUCAUAACCAUCCUCUAAACCCCCACCUUCCUGUCGCAAUAUCAGCAGCCCCAACCUGGAAGUGCCCUAGCUGCUCAUUACCCAACCCUGGCAGCUCGUCUAAGUGCGAAGCUUGCCGAUCAUCUCGUGCUGGUGCUGACCUCAUUGACCUGGUAGGCUGUGAGACGGUACGAUUUACCCCGGCUAGUCCUUCCAGUCCAGACUUUAGCACCUGGGCCUGCUCAAAGUGCACGCUGCGCAACCCAACUGGUGCACCCAAGUGCUCUGCCUGUGGUUCCUCCAAACUGCACGGAUUUCAGGAGCAGCAGGCACCACUGCCCCGCUGCUGCACACAUUGUGGCCUCCCUGUUGGGCCUGGAACUGCUUCAUGUUCCUGCACACCUUCCUCUGCAUCCUCUGGCCAUAAAACACGGAAACAAGUCCGGGCCUUCCCUUCUUCCUCUUCAGCUAUUACUGCUUCUAGCUCCUCUGCAUCCUCCGCCUCAGUCAGCCUUCAGGAGAAGGUGGGACAGUGGAGCUGCCCAGCAUGCACGCUGCUCAACGACAUCAAGGCCAAGAACUGUGCAGCAUGCCACACGCCCCAGCAGUACCUCACCCUGCGCAAGGUGGUUAAGCCUCUGAAGAGGAGGGAGAGCAUGCAUGUCGAGGCCCGUAGGCGAAACGAUGAGGGAGAGGCCAAGGAGCUGUGGGAGAACAUCGUCAGCUUCUGCAGAGAGAACGCUGUGAACUUUGUGGACGACAGCUUCCCACCAGGACCUCGCUCUGUGGGUUUCCCCGAGGGUGACAGCGUCCAGCAGCGAAUCAAAAAGUGGCUCCGCCCACAUGAGAUCAACUGCAGCAACUUCAAAGACCGGGGCGUCAAGUGGUCCGUCUUCCGCACGCCACGGCCCUCUGACAUCCUGCAAGGGCUGCUGGGAAACUGCUGGUUCCUGAGUGCGCUGGCGGUGCUGGCCGAGCGUCCCGAGCUGGUGGAGAGGGUGAUGAUCACGAGGACCAUCUGUGCGGAGGGGGCCUACCAGGUUCGGCUGUGUAAAGACGGGACGUGGACAACGGUGCUUGUGGACGACAUGUUGCCGUGUGAUGACUACGGCUACCUCCUGUUCUCUCAGGCCCAGAGGAAGCAGCUAUGGGUGGCGCUGAUUGAAAAGGCCCUGGCCAAACUCCACGGCUCUUACUUUGCCCUGCAGGCGGGGCGCGCUAUCGAGGGCCUGGCCACGCUGACAGGGGCUCCGUGUGACUCCCUGAUGCUGCAGGUCAGCUCCACCAACCCCAGGGAGGAACCCAUCGACACGGACCUCAUCUGGGCCAAGAUGCUUAGCUCCAAGGAGGCAGGCUUUCUGAUGGGCGCAUCCUGUGGAGGAGGCAACAUGAAGGUGGACGACGCCGUCUAUGAGUCUCUGGGUCUGCGGCCUCGGCAUGCCUACUCUGUCCUGGAUGUACGAGACGUCCAGGGUUACAGAUUAUUGCGGCUGCGUAAUCCAUGGGGUCGCUUCUCCUGGAAUGGCAGCUGGUCGGAUGAGUGGACAGACUGGCCGCAGCACCUCCGGCACGAGCUGAUGGCUCAUGGCAGCAGUGAGGGCGUCUUCUGGAUGGAGUACACUGACUUUAUAAAGUACUUUGACUCAGUGGACAUCUGUAAGAUCCACUCAGACUGGCAGGAAGUGAGGCUGCAGGGCUGCUUUCCUAGCAAGGCGAGUGGGCCGGUCACUGUCACGGCGCUAACUGUGCUGGAGCGAACGGCGUUGGAGUUUGCUCUUUUCCAAGAAGGAAGCAGACGUUCAGACACAGCCGACAGCCACCUCCUGGACCUCUGCAUCAUGGUGUUCCGAGCCUCCUUUGGCAGCGGCAACAAGCUCACUCUCGGCCGCUUGUUGGCACACAGCAAACGAGCAGUGAAGAAGUUUGUCGGCUGCGAUGUGAUGCUGGAGCCUGGCGAGUAUGCCGUCGUCUGCUGCGCCUUCAACCACUGGCAGAUGAACGUCAGUGGGACAGGAGGACCACCGACGCCAAUCUCAAGCCCCACCAGCGGAGCCUCUCGACGGCCGAGCCAGGACUUCCCAGGGUACAUCUUAGCUAUCUACAGCUCCAGACAGGUGAUGGUGGAGCAGGUGGAGGCAACCGCCACCACGCUGGCUGACGCCAUCAUCCUCCUGACAGAAAACAAAGGCGAAAGACACGAGGGCCGAGAAGGCAUGACGUGCUACUACCUGACCCACGGCUGGGCCGGGCUAAUCGUAGUGGUGGAGAACCGCCACCCUAAAUACUACCUCCACGUCUCCUGUGACUGCACUGACAGCUUUAACGUGGUGUCCACACGGGGAAGCCUCAAGACCAUCGAUAGUGUGCCGCCUUUGCACAGGCAGGUACUGGUGGUGCUUUCCCAGCUGGAAGGAAACGCCGGCUUCUCCAUCACCCACCGCCUGGCUCACCGCAAAGCAGCCCAGGCCUCACUGGGAGACUGGACCCCCACCAAGGCCACACACAGCCCCCAGCUCACACCGGACAUUGACGGCCUGCACAGACCCCGGCCACUAUGACCACCGCCCACUUCCUCACAUGCAGACUCUAGUCCAAUAAAGUGUCAGACCACUGGAAAACGAGGCGAGGGAGUGUGUGGAUGAUACACACCUGAAUGUAAAGCACUAUGGAGAAUUCCUGUGCUGUAAUGCUCAAUAAAUGCUAAAGCUUUCAUCCGACCUUGCAAGAUCUCUCCCUUGCCAAGUGGAUGUGCCAUGUCUGGAUGAAAUGAGGGAAGCAGGAGGAACGUUUUUCACCCAGCUUAGACUACUUAAAGUUUCGGAUGUUUUUUUGGUACGAGCGCUGUACGUGGAACAGAUGUCAUCCCCUGCUUUAAAACAGGGUGGAGUGCCGUAACUACUGAGCCAUUUUUCUGGCCCAUUAUCAUCGAGCCAAUCACCUGCGAGGAUCAGACAUUUAACCCUAUAAUAUCCACAAAUACAGCUUACAAAGCAGGAGACUUGAGGGGGAAGUAUCUCGGUACUUAAAUGAGCCAAUUUCAAAUGUCUUUUUUUUUUUUUUAUUACAAACACAUGUCAGUCUUACUUGUUUAUACAUCACCCUUGUUGCAGUCUUUUCCAUAUUUGUGUUUUUGAGGUCAUAGAAAAGCCAUCAUUCAUAUUUUACUGUGCACUAUCAGUCUUUUGUCUCCACUGCAGUGAUGUCCAGCCCCUCCUUUAGCUCAGGACCAAACCCAGGAUGUGUAAAGUUAGCUGGAGUCAUGCUAAUCUGGAAGCUAAUGUUACCCAGACAGCUGUUGUAGCAUCUUUUUGCUUUUUGCUGCGGUGUUGUCAUUCAGAAAAACAGGCACAUAAUAGAAUUCCCACCUGCACGCUUUGAUUCACUAACAAUCAUUUUUUCUUUCCCCACUAUGUUGCUCUUAAAUUCAUUUUCACUCAGCCUCAGUUUGGAGUCUAAACGCUCCAGGCGAGGCAUUACUUGACCAGGUUCGUGGUUUUCCCCCUCAGGCACAGUGUGCUGAAUUUACUCACAUUUUGGUUUAUUGUCACCCAUAAAGCCACACAUGGAGAGCAACUUCUCCACCUCUAGAUGUUAUAAAGAAUGAGUUAAUGCUGCUUGUUGCACUCUUGUUUUGGUACUUGAAGGUCAGUGAGUAUUCGUGUGUUCCUUACAUUUUAAACAGUUGUCGGUUUACACUUUGAGGGUUGCUUUUUGAACACUCACUUUGCCAUGAGGGAGCUCUUAAGAUGAGCUGCUGGAGGUCAGGGACUGUUUUUUUCUUUUUUUUUGUUUGCUCGGGUGCAGCGCCAGCGUCUGCUUCACCCUCCCAUAAGGAUACACCGACAGCACAUUAGCGCUAUCUUCUUGUAAUAACAAAUUAGUGUUUAGUCAGGCUGCUUGCACGCAUAUCAGGAGAAAGAAGGGACCCAUGAGACAUGUUGUGACACCAAAAGGAGUUUGGUUGUGUAGUUUUAUCAGCAGCAUUGUUUCAUCAGUGCUCUUGACGAAGAUCCUGUUUUCUUCUCCUGUGUCAAAGAAAGCCAUCUUUUAUCAAUCUAUCAGUCCAAACAUGCAUGUUUUAUGAAAGAGAAGGGAAUGUGGUACUGUUGAAGCAAGACAGAGAGAGAGAGAAUUGUCAUGAAAGAGCAUAUGUCUCACUUCUAUGUGGAGAAAAACUUGAAAGCUAACAAACUAAACCCCUGCAGCACUCACAUUGUGACUCAUGCCUGGUAGAAAUAAAUGAUUUUUUUUUUUUUUUUUACUUACUUCCAAUGAGGUGAUUCAGUUCAGGACUUAACCUUGAGGUCAACAAGUGCUGGAACAUGCAUUAUCUCAUGAGUAUUGUCCCUUUUGUUAGCUGUUUGUUUGCAGUCUUACGCACUCAUCAAACCUACUAUAGCAGUUUCUAUUAAAAAUGUACAUACAGUAUGUUUUCCAAAGAGACAUAAAUGUUUAGUAACCACUUUCAGAUAUCCUUUGUGUGCGUGUUCACAGCUGAGCUGCUGUCGACCUAAUUUAUUUGUGUAAGUGAAUUGCAGGUCUGUUUAGUCUGAUGCAUAUUGUCAAAUACUGAAUGACAGAUACAGGAAUGUGAUAUUUUGUGGAUUAUGUCUGACAAGAAACCUGCACUGAAACACCUGCAAUGACAAGGCACCUCAGAAUUCAGUGUCACUGCUGGAUCACUUUACAUUUACAUGAGAUUUUUCUGUUUUUAUACUUCAUUUGUGUCCGUUUUGGCUCUCGCUGGUGUCCUAUGAACCUUCUCCUCUUCUGUGAAGUUGUGUUGGUGACUCUUCUGUGCGUCUUGGGCGCCCCCUGCUGUUUUGAAGAGGCUGCAGCCAGGUGGAAAAAAAAAAAAAAAACAGCUGGUCAUGGAGCGAUCAGUGAACCCACAGCGCCUUUU
Cheilinus undulatus (humphead wrasse) is the source of this 7914-nucleotide messenger RNA. RefSeq names its product calpain 15 (gene capn15). NCBI's taxonomy places the organism in Eukaryota, Metazoa, Chordata, Actinopteri, Labriformes, Labridae. Gene Ontology annotation, molecular function: calcium-dependent cysteine-type endopeptidase activity. The transcript is spliced from 12 exons. Gene Ontology annotation, biological process: proteolysis. The coding region runs from base 1904 to 5569 and encodes 1221 amino acids. Gene Ontology annotation, cellular component: cytoplasm. The record is from RefSeq and is a predicted model, not a curated record.